Bactrocera dorsalis (oriental fruit fly) is the source of this 3693-nucleotide messenger RNA. RefSeq lists its product as hypothetical. The coding region runs from base 326 to 2047 and encodes 573 amino acids. The record is from RefSeq and is a predicted model, not a curated record. NCBI's taxonomy places the organism in Eukaryota, Metazoa, Arthropoda, Insecta, Diptera, Tephritidae. The transcript is spliced from 3 exons.
UCAAAGUCAAACGAACUGAGCGCAGAACAACUCAGUAGUUGAGAAAUUUCAUUUCAUUGCGGAGCAUUUUAGUCGUUUAUCGAUUUCGCAAGGUUUAGAAGUGUUUUACGACAGUAUUUGUUGGAAAACAGAAGGAAAAACAUUUCGAAAAAAAUACCAAAAACAAAAGUGAAACAAUAAGAAAUUUAUUGAGUUGGUUGUGUGGUAAAAGUUCAAAUUGAUCAGUGUACAUGUGCGUAAAAACGUUGGUGUUGCCAGUUUUGGCUAAAUUCAACACAAAACAUUGAUUAAUUUUAUAAUAGAAACGAAUUACCAUAAAUCGCUUAUGCAGCAACUGCAAACGCCCAUUUUAUUAGCGCCAAUCGAUUUUAAUCUCACAGCGCAACCGCACACGUUAAUAAACCGAGUAAUCAUGGAAUGGACCAACGAUGAAGCUCUUGAACUAAUCGAGCAAUAUCGCAUCCAUACUGAAUUGUGGAAUCGUGCUGAUCCCAAGUACAAAGAUAAAUUAUGUCGCUUUAGAGCGUGGUCAGAAAUAGCGGAACGUUUUGGGUGCAGCAAAGCUGAGGUGGAACGGAAGAUGAAUGUGUUACUUACACAAUAUCGACGGGAGAAACACAAAAUGCUUAUUAAAUUAUACCAGGGAAUUCAGCCGAAUCCGUCAAAAUGGUACGCGUUCAAAAGGUUCGAUUUUAUGGAGGCGGGUGGCGGCAGCAGUUCAUCGAGUAGAUCGGGCACAAAUGGUCAUACAUCAACGUCGACGGCUGCAAGUUUAAAUGGCCUUAACUCUUACGAAACCAUAACAGCAGCGGCGCAGCAGACAACAAGUGCAGCCGUCGCGGUGGCAGCGACAACUGCAAACGCCGCGCCGAGCACUUCACAACAUCGGCGCAUGAAGAAAGAGAUGAAGUAUUUUGGUGCGAUGGGCAUAAGCCUACCGAUGCUGAUAGCCAGUAACACGGCAUUGGAUACAUGGAACACUGUUGGCCAAUAUUCACCGCCAAUCGAUAACGAUCGAAACCCGUUGCGAGUUCCCUUACCUAUGCCCUUCCCAAACUCGCAAAGUGAAAUGAAUGUGGCAAGCAGUGCAACGCGUAGUCUUUUCGGUGGAAGUAGUAACAGUGAUAUAACCGCCAGUCCUCAAAAGCCAAUGGAAUCCUCAGAUAUUGAAGACAAAGACGAAAUCUUAACAAAGCGUGAACGCUCAACACCGUCCAGUUUACACAACGUAAGUGGAAGCAGCGACGUCGGAGCUCAUGUCAAUUGCGUUGGUAAUACCGCUAUAACUGAAAGAUGCAACAGCGACAACACUUGUGGUAUUAGCGGGCGUACCGGUGUAGAGGGAGCCAUCGUUGAACCAAACGAUGGAGGUUCUAGUCCUAUAUCUAAUAUUAUUGAAUCGCACGAAAAGCGGCGUCGUACUACGCGUGACCAUGAGGAGUUAGACAUAAAGCGAGAACUUGUAGAUUACUUUCACCCCCCUCAUCCUCCAGCUCCGCCCGAUUCCCAUCGUUCAUAUAGCUCGAUUGAUGAGAACCGAAUCGGAGGGGCUGACCCUGAUGAUUUUGCGCAAGAUUUGCGCGUAAGCGCGGCAGCCGCCGCUGCGGCUAAAGGCAUAAAUUUUAGCCAAUUUGUACUACCACGGAAUUUACGCCACUCAUCCGAGUCGAUAGAUGAGAAAUUUGCUCCACUAAAUAUGCGUAAACUGAGUUCAGUAUCGGCAACAGCCUCAACCGCAGGGCAAAUGCUUAUGAAUUCCUUAUUGUCUAACGAAAGUUUAUCAGAAGAGACUGCCACAAGCACUAGUGGACGCAUCAAAAGCACAUCCCAGGAAGCAGCAUCCACAUCUGCUGCAGCUGCUGCAGCUGCUAUUUACGCUGAAAGUCUGAAUAAAGAUGAUUGCGAUUUCAUUGGAUCGAAUGUUACAUUAAAACUCCGAUCGAUGGACCGCACCCAAAGAAUCAUAGCCGAAAAGUUAAUAAGUGAAGUUCUUUUUUAUGGUCAAUUCAACGAGCUUGAACGAAAUGCUCACAUCCAACCUAAGUGACAGCAGCUAACAAGGUUACGUAAGGGUUUCUAAAUAUAACGAAAACACAGAACAUAUUAUGUUUCCUAACAAUUUUAUACCAAAAAAAAAAGAUUUUCACAAAAGGAACGUAUUGAAAAAAGAAGUUCUUCUGUUUGGCACUCCUCCUGGUAAUCGAAUAAUCUAUCAUAAUUCCCUGUUUGUUUAAAUACAUGUAUUGUUUAAUAAAAUCAUGAUAUUUAAGAAUUAACCCUUAUAAAAUUAUACAAAAAUCCUUCCAGUACAAAUUCAAAUAUACAUACAUAAAUUAAUUUACUUGAACAGAUUUAUUUAUAAUUUCUUACGAUGGAUAUGAACUGUGUCCUUAAAACCUUUUAAUUAUGUAAAAUCUUUCGGUAUUCAAUUCGCAUGUUAGGGAACAGAUUUUCAUUAAGUAUUUUGACGUUACGUCGAUUAAUAAUAAUGACUCGAUGUUUUUGAUUCUUUUUUAUUUCACUAGUGCAUCCCACGCAAAUUAACAUUGAAAAUAAAUUGGGGUACUCACAACCUGUCAUAAAGCAUCGUAAAGUCAUAAAAUUAUAAAUUUUUACACUUGUUUAAAAAAAUUAUUUUUGGAUUACAUACAAAAAUGAGUUUACACAAUUACAAUUUUCAAUGCUAUGUUUUCGAAUCGUUAUAACUUAUAACUUUAUGAGACUAUAUGCAACCCCUAAAUAAGUCCUUUAAAUUAAUGUUCAGCAAGUAAAAAAAAACAUAUUUCUUUUCAGAAAUGUUACCUGAUUGCUUAGGUACACGUAAAAAAAAAUUAUUUGCUAAAUGCACUCGUUUAUUUAAAAAUUUAUAAUUGAUUACUCAUUAGCUCUCUUGAUAAAUUUCCUUUUCCAAACCUCUCAGCAUCUCUCAACUCAGACUUGAAUGCUUACAUGUACUAUAAAAGGGAUAUUAGAUCUGUUGCAAGUGUAAUCAGUUAUCUAGUCACGAAUAUGUCAGUGUGAGUGUUAGAAAUUCCAUUUUUUAACGGUUUCAUAUAUUUAAUGAUAUUGAAAAAAAAAUGCUAAGCCAGCAAAAAGGAACAAAAUCAAUUGAAAUGAAUUCAAAGAAUUAUGUACCUCGCUUAUUUUUCAGUCAUCUUUUUAAUACAAAAUCGAACCUAUAUACCUUUAACUAAAACAAAUAUACACUGUAUGAGGAGUUAACACAUAUGUACAUACAUACAUACAAAUAAUAAAGUAAACCGUCAUGGAUAAGUACAUAAAAUGUAAUAGCAUUUUUACUAUAAGUAAAUUUCAAGUAAUUCUUAUACGUUUUAAUUUAUUUAUUUUUUUUCAAUCCAUAUGCUAUAAUUAUUUAUAUAUUUGUAUUUUAUUAAGAAUAUACACUAUUUAUAAGCAAUUUUUACAAUGCAAAAUACAAUAUCCUAAAUAUAAGCAAAGAGAAGUCCUAAACUUAAACAUAUGUACACGUGUAAAAGACGUGGUACAUACAUACAUAUGUAUAUGUAUACAUAUACAUUGGUGUUAAAUUUAAACUUACGUAUGUAUGUAGAGUGACUGAUAAAUAUGUGUGCCGACCAUUCUUCAUAUAGUCAAGUUAAUCCAAUAGCAAUGUAAUUAAAAUUAGUAAAUCAGUGAGUACUUUUCUUGGGUUUUCAAAAAAAAAAACGAAAA